Molecule: messenger RNA, 2216 nt
Organism: Ectocarpus siliculosus
Lineage: Eukaryota; Phaeophyceae; Ectocarpales; Ectocarpaceae
Source: the annotation of a GenBank genome assembly
AUGGAAGCGCAUCGACUCCGAUCACACGGUGAACGGUUAAGUAGACGGUUUACGCUCAGGCAAGCGACCUCGAGAACUCGUCAUGCUCGCAACGGUCUGUACUGCAAUAACGGCGGAGGCGCACGAUCGUCAUCAUCAACUUCCAGCGACAGCUUUGUUAGACGCGACAAAGGAAGUGACGAUAAAAGAGUUGACUGCGGCGACGGUGGGGAUGAGACGCUUUCAAUCACGACGUUCAACGUCCUGGCCCCGAUAUUCAAGCGGGUGGGCAACGGAAGGGAGAGCGAGUUCCGAGAAACGUACCUCGAGCGUCACAAGGCCAUCCUCAAACACAUCAAGGGGGUCGGCAGCGACGUGGUGUGCCUGCAGGAGCUCUGGGUCGCCGAGCAGGAGAUGGUCGACAUGUAUCGAAGAGGCUUGCGGGGGUACCGUAUGUUCACGUUGCCUCGCACGGAGUCGAGAGGGGACGGGGUGGCUUGCUUCGUGAAGGAGGGGAUCGAGGUGCUGGACACGCAGGACUUGCGGCUCAAGGGCGUCGGCGGGAGAGUCGCGCUGGUCUUGCGGCUAGGCAUCGGGGGAGGGGUCGAGGGGGGGGACAGGCGAGAGGUUGUCGUUGCCAACACCCAUCUCCUGUUCCCGCACGCGAGGUUGUGGGUUGACUGGAGCCUCGUUGCGAACGAAACCAACGACCUUGCCCAUCUCCCGGUGGUGCUGUGCGGCGACUUCAACGGGAGGUCCUCGGGGAGAGUCUACCGGCACCUCGCGGAGAGAGGCUUCAGGUGUUCCUACGAGGUCACGCUGGGUCCCGGGGCCGACAUCAGCCGCUGGAUCACACACCUUAAUCACCGCGGGGAGGAGCUGGGAGUUGACUACAUCUGGUUCCGCAACCCUGACCCUCGGUUAGAACCUAUGGAACCUGCCUGGGAAAGCAUCGUUUAUCAGUCCACGAAGCAGCAGCUCCUUUCGUCUUACCCAGACGAGCCUCCCGAACAAAUACGGUCGUCGGGAGCGGCAUCGGCGGCCGCGGCGGCCGCGGCGGCCGCGGCGGCGGCCGCGGUGGCGGCGGCGGCGGCGACAACGGGGAGGGAGGGCGCAGACACCACUGUCGCCGACGAGGAGGACGCCAACAUAGAGAACACCAGGCUGUCCACGGCUUGCCAGCUGCUUGGGUUGAGCGAAGGCUUCGAGCUAGACGCGGAGGAGCUCCAGCUUCUCCUAGACAGCUCUGACGACGACUUCGACUUCCUCGUCCCCACCAUUCUCGAUGGGAGCUCCACCGGGCUGGAAGGGGCACAGCAGUCAGGGUUGGGUGCGGGGGGUGCCUCUGGCGACGCGUGCGGCUCCACCCUGGAGCCGACAUCCUCCAGAAUAUGGCCGCCGUCCUUAGAGCAAGGCCACUGGCCGUCGGACUACACCAUGAGCGACCACGGCUCCCUGACCGCUUCGUUCAGAGUGGCGCCGGCGAGGGAAGGAGCGGCCUUGGCGCGGGGCUCUGCUGAGCGGCAGCAUCGGUCCGCGGGGACCGGGGAAAGUUCCGAGGAAAGUUCCGAGAAUGUUAUCAGCGGUGUGCUGUCUGAGGCCGUGAGCUCUGACGGUACCGCCCAUCACGAAGACGACGACGGACACUACGGGCUGCGCUGACGGUGCCCGUGGUUUGGCUGGUUCGAUCGAAUCGGCAUUAUAUGGUUUGUGGUGGUGGUGAUAAGGGGGGGCGGGGGGCGGGGAAGAAAAUAAACGCCAGUUAUCUCUUCGUUUGUUCGCGAGAAAAUAAAUGGCAACCAACGGAUGCGAUGGACGACUGCGCAAGGGUUGUCGACGGGCUGCGCGUGCAAGAGGUUGAGGCAGAAUUAUAUGGUUUGUUUGCGUACCCGGAGUGUUUCGCGCUUGUUUGCUGCCCUUCCUCUCGAGAUGCUGCCCGCCUCUCUCGCCCUUCUUUUGACGUUCUAUGCGUUUCGAGCUUGGCCGCCUUCGUCCGGUGGGCAUGUUGUGCCCCCCCCCCGCAUUGCUGCUUGUUGUUACAUAUAGUUCGCAAUAUUGUCCGGCGAGAACUGGUGGCUUGGAUGAGAUGAGGGCUCGUUGAGAAGGCCGGGGCUGUAUGCCCGGCGUGUUGAGAAUGUUGGUGUGAUUCAUAGCCCACCGCUUGCAGUAGCUAGCUGCCGAAAGCUUCCUCGAACUAUGUUGACGGUUUGUAUUUAAAACAGCGAGAUGGUGCUCGU